Humulus lupulus (European hop) is the source of this 1950-nucleotide messenger RNA. RefSeq lists its product as uncharacterized. NCBI's taxonomy places the organism in Eukaryota, Viridiplantae, Streptophyta, Magnoliopsida, Rosales, Cannabaceae. The transcript has a single exon. The record is from RefSeq and is a predicted model, not a curated record. Bases 1 to 1950 code for a protein of 649 amino acids.
AUGAACGAACAAGAAGAAUUUGAACUUGCUCCUAUUGACCCCGAAAUUGAACGCACUUUUAGACAAAGGAGAAAGGCACAAAAGGCUAAAAGCCGCUGCAACAUGGCUGAAAAUGUUGGAGAAGCAGGGGGUGCGCAUAACAUGGCUAAUCAUAUUGCCUUGGCGGAUGAUAGAGCCAGAGCAAUAAGGGAAUACGUUGCCCCUAUGUUCAACAAGCUCAAUCCAGGCAUUGUGAGGCCCGAAAUUCAAGCACCUCAGUUUGAGCUCAAACCUGUCAUGUUCCAAAUGCUCCAAACAGUUGGUCAAUUUAGUGGGUUGCCAACGGAAGAUCCUCAACUCCAUCUUCGCUCAUUUUUGGAGGUGAGUGAUUCUUUCAAGCUACAAGGAGUAAGUGAAGAGGCACUAAGAUUGAAGUUGUUCCCGUUCUCUUUAAGGGAUCGAGCUAGAUCAUGGCUCAACACCCUUCCUCCCGAUUCGGUGACAAAUUGGAACGAAUUGGCUGAAAAAUUCUUAAGGAAGUACUUCCCUCCCACUAGAAAUGCAAAGUUUCGAAGUGAGAUUAUGUCUUUUCAGCAAUUGGAAGAUGAGUCCACUAGUGAAGCUUGGGAAAGAUUCAAGGAGUUGUUGAGAAAGUGUCUGCACCAUGGUAUCCCUCAUUGCAUACAAAUGGAGACAUUUUACAAUGGUCUCAAUGCAGCCUCUCGGAUGGUAUUGGAUGCUUCAACCAAUAAAGCCAUUCUUUCCAAGUCUUACAAUGAAGCAUUCAAGAUUUUGGAAAGGAUUGCAAGCAAUAACUAUCAAUGGUCAACCACUAGAGCCCCUACAAGUCGAAAGGUGGCGGGAGUUCUUGAAGUUGAUGCGUUAACCGCUCUAACCGCUCAAAUGGCCUCAAUGACCAACAUUCUAAAGAACAUGAGUUUGGGAGGGAACAUACAGCCAGCCGCUACCAUUCAAAGUGCAGAAACCUCAUGUGUUUAUUGUGGAGACGGACAUACUUUUGAGAAUUGCCCUUCGAAUCCAGCCUCGGAUUGCUAUGUGGGUAAUCAAAAUUUCAACCGCAACAACAACAUAUAUUCAAACUCUUACAAUCUAGCAUGGAGACAUCAUCCAAACCUGUCAUGGGGGGGUCAAGGAGCAAGUUCAAGUGGAGCACCAGCACAAGGAAAACAAUCAUUUCCACCGAGGUUUCCUCAACAACCAAGAGCUCAACAACCUCACCAAUCUCAAGGCUCUCAAUCAAGUUCUUUGGAGAGUUUAAUGAGAGAUUAUAUGGCCAAGAAUGAUGUUGUAAUUCAAAGUCAAGCAGCCUCUCUCCGGAAUCUUGAAAUUCAAUUGGGGCAUUUGGCGAAUGAUCUGAAAAAUAGGCCCCAAGGUUCCUUGCCUAGUGAUACCAAGAAUCCAAGGAGGGAUGGCAAAGAACAAUGCAAGGCAAUCAAUCUACGGAGUGGGAAAAAUCUGGAAGUGAAUGAGGAAGAAACAAAGGGCAGUAAGGAGCCCACUUCAAUCCAAACCGAGGGGGAAACGAGUAAAAAACCAACAAGUGCAGCUGCUGAAUUCUCCCCAGUUGAUACAGCAUCGGAUCAGCAUUCUACUGCAGAAAAGACUUUACACAAGCCACCUCCGCCAUUUCCUCAACGAUUCAAAAAACAGCAGCAAGAUGGCCAAUUCAGGAAGUUUCGGGAUGUUUUGAAGCAGCUCCAUAUCAACAUUCCCUUGGUGGAAGCUUUGGAGCAAAUGCCCAACUACGUGAAGUUUUUUAAAGACAUUUUGACAAAAAAGAGGAGGCUCGGUGAAUUCGAAACAGUUGCUUUAACAGAGGGCUGUAGUGCUAUGUUGAAAAGUAAAAUUCCUCCUAAAUUAAAAGAUCCGGGCAACUUUACAAUUCCAUGCUCCAUUGGUGGGAAAGUGUGGGAAGAGCUUUAUGUGAUUUGGGUGCUAGUAUUAAUCUAA